GUUUGCUUGUACUGGUUGUGGGUGUUGUGCGAGAAAGCGACAAAGUUAAGGCAAGAUAGUGUUGAUUUUUUGGAGAAAGUGAGACUUGCACAGAAAUUGGAGAAGGCACGAAAUGAUCCUUCUUUUUCGAGAAAGUUUAACAAGGCAGGAAUGGAUGAGAUAUGUGAUUAUUCGUCAAGCAUGGAACCCCUCUAUUUUGAGACUGACUAUUACCGUGUGGACCUGAGCUUGAUCACCCCGAUUAUUAAAACAAUUACGACGUACUUGAUUGUAUUGAUGCAGUUUCAAGUCGAAACACCAGUGGCUCAAAAAAAUUAAGAGAUAUAUAACUUUCGUUGCAUAUGAGGGUUACAAAAUAUUAAUUCAAUGCAUUGAUUCAUAUGUACAUGCAUCUCUACCACUAAACAGUUCUCUGACAUAUGUAGACUUGUGUGAUUUGGUAGUUAAUAAGGAAGUAUUUGUUUAUUCACUUGGAGUCAUCGUAUGCAUUUUAUUUAUCUUUCCAGCUCUACACAUGUAUGUUAAUGCUGAACGGCAACGGUUAAGAGAAUAUUCUUUAAUUCAUGUUAUAAUUAUAGCUUGUUUCAUGUAGCGAGACAAAUCAGUGCAAAAUUUGUACUACAGAUACAAAUAUUUCUAGUUUCAGUCAAUCUCUACCGGUUUACAUCACCAUUUGCAGCUUCAAAUUAACAAGUAAUUCAUAACAGUAAUGCAUUCAAGACUUGCCAUCAUACUUUUCAUGUUGUCAAUCUUUUACCCAUCGAUGUCUAAAUCUGGGUUGCCUGUAACAAAAAUACUGUACCACGCUGAUAAGUCACAAGAAACAAGUUCUCGACCUUAUAAUUUCACUCCCACCUGGAAAUCCCUCGACUCGCGACCAUUGCCCGAAUGGUAUGACAAAGCCAAAAUCGGGAUAAAAUUUGCAUGGGGGGUAUUUUCUGUACCAUCGUUUCAUGGUGAGUGGUUUUGGUACGACUGGAAAACUUACAAGUAUCCCGACGUCGUAUCUUUUAUGAGGGACAACUACCCCCCAAACUUCACCUAUCAAGAUUUUGCAUCCGACUUCACCGCACAAUUUUACAACACUUCUGAGUGGGUGGACCUGAUAGAAAAGUACGGCGCGAAGUAUGUCGUUUUUAAUGGGAAGCACCACGAAGGGUACACAAUGUACCCGUCGAAAUAUUCUUUUGGCUGGAAUUCAGUGGAUGUCGGGUCUGGACGGGAUCUUCUAGGCGAAUUGGCAACCGAGUUAAGACAGAGAAGGAACGAUAUCAAGUUUGGGAUUUAUCAUUCCUGGUAUGAAUUUUACAAUCCGUUAUAUUUACUCGACAAGAAGAACGGAUUUAACACGUCCGAGUUUGUGGAGAGAAAGACAUAUCCAGAAUUAAUUGAAGCUGUAAUGAGCUACAAGCCGGAAAUCAUUUGGUCAGACGGUGACUGGGAGGCGGAAGAGGGGUAUUGGAAAAGUAAAGAAUUUUUAGCCUGGCUGUACAACUCGAGCCCGGUUAAAAACACGGUCGUUGUAAAUGAUCGGUGGGGAAGAGGAACUGGGUGCAAACACGGUGGCUACUUCAACUGUCAGGAUCGCUACAACCCUGGCGUCCUUCAGCCCCACAAGUGGGAAAACGUGUUAUCCGUGGAUACAAUUUCGUGGGGUUACCGACGCAACGCUCUCGUCCAGGAUUACCACACGACGCAAGAGCUGAUCAUGCAAAUGGUCAUGACGGUCUCGUGUGGGGGCAACUUUCUGCUAAACAUUGGGCCUACGAGGGAGGGAAUGAUACCACCGAUUUCUCAAGAACGACUUGUGCAAAUUGGGAUGUGGCUGAGAAUUAAUGGUGAUGCUAUUUAUGACACGAUCCCAUGGACGAGGGCGCAGAAUGACUACGUCUCCCCGGGCGUUUGGUACACUUACAAACCAAGAGAAAAUAAAUUGUUUGCGAUUUUGUUAGAGACCAAUUGGCCGAAGGAAGGCCAAUUGGUUUUGGGAUCUGUGGAUAGUAAAAUGAUGAAGAUUUCAAGCGUUGGGAUUUAUGGGGUGCUGGAUAAAGGAGAAAAGCUGUUAGCGUGGUUACCAUGUGUUGAAGGGGGUGGUUGUAAAGAUGGUGGAAUCAUCGUAACGUUGCCAAAUAUUAGACCAAAUUCGAGAAAUAGGUGGGGAUGGGUGUUAAUAAUACAUUAUGUGUAAUUUUAUUACAUAGAUUUUUUGGUUAAUUAAGUCUUAAUACACAUUUUUAAAUUUCUUUAUUGCAGAUUGCAAAACAGUAAGAAUAAAUGAAGGUGAAAGUA
Molecule: messenger RNA, 2289 nt
Organism: Folsomia candida
Lineage: Eukaryota; Metazoa; Arthropoda; Collembola; Entomobryomorpha; Isotomidae
Product: plasma alpha-L-fucosidase
Exons: 4
Coding region: 710-2188 (492 amino acids)
Biological process (GO): fucose metabolic process; glycoside catabolic process
Cellular component (GO): lysosome
Molecular function (GO): alpha-L-fucosidase activity
Source: RefSeq, a predicted model, not a curated record